CUUGCUUGGGAAUCGCUCCCGCCGAUUGUCCGUACAAGGCUCGCCGUUCCAGCUCACGUUACUCGCUUUGUGGUCGUGGUAACCGGACUUGAACCAAUCCCGACGGUGCACGUCGGUCAGCAAGCCGAGUUGUGCCCUUAGACCCAGGGAACGUCAGCGAGGUUGCAUCCCACCGGGACCGUCUAUACAUGCACCCGCAAUCCUCAGACAAGAAGUUAGUGUGCAAGUCGUUUUUCGACGCGCUGGAAAAGUGCCACGCGGACUCCUGGCUUUACUGGACCGGAGGAUGCAACCAGAUCAAGCAUGACUUGAAUAUGUGCCUGAGGCAAGAGCGACUUGACAGGGCGGCCAAAAACAGGGAGGACGCGAAAACGCGUCGCGCGAAAGCCCAAGCUGCAUGGGCCGAUUUGCAUAGAGAUGACUAAUACCUGGCAUGGAUAUAACUGCCCUUACGGGGUUUCCUCUCAUUCUCUGUCGCGCACCGCCAGUGUUAAGCAGCAGGAACCCAACAUCCGAUCUGAAAUGUCUUCGAGAACCUCUAAUCUUGGCCUUAGCCAAACGGGGUUAAACACAACGUUUAUCGUCAGACUGUGCUCUUGACUCGAUCACAACUCGACGAUUGACUCUUCGUCGUGCUGCACGCAAACAGUGUAUCCGAGGUCCUCCACCUAUGCGGAUAUAGACGGGGGCAGCGGACCGAUCGCCUACGGUGUGGUCAUCGUCUUUCUAGAUCUUAGCAAGCAUGCAUCAACUCUGUCAUCGACAACCCGUGCUGCCUAUGACCCAUUCGGAGUGCCCGGAGUGCCCCGCGUAUCGUAUUGGCUGCUCAGCCACAGUCGAAUGACACGUCAGGAAUCAGACUUUCUGCAUCUAAUUCUCGUACCCGAUGGGUCAAAUGUAUACAUGGAUUAUCCAGAGAAAAACAAAACACGAAUGCACAAUUGGACAGUGCUAAGUACGGAAACUGAUACUAAUAGCAAUACUCAC
Messenger RNA from Punctularia strigosozonata HHB-11173 SS5, 987 nucleotides. RefSeq lists its product as uncharacterized. The transcript is spliced from 4 exons. Lineage: Eukaryota; Fungi; Basidiomycota; Agaricomycetes; Corticiales; Punctulariaceae. The record is from RefSeq and is a predicted model, not a curated record. Bases 189 to 425 code for a protein of 78 amino acids.